This is a messenger RNA of Puccinia graminis f. sp. tritici CRL 75-36-700-3, 926 nucleotides long. RefSeq lists its product as uncharacterized. Bases 16 to 678 code for a protein of 220 amino acids. The transcript has 5 exons. NCBI's taxonomy places the organism in Eukaryota, Fungi, Basidiomycota, Pucciniomycetes, Pucciniales, Pucciniaceae. The record is from RefSeq and is a predicted model, not a curated record.
UCCCAACAAUCAACUAUGCAGUUCCUACCCGCCCUCAUCAGCCUAUUGGCUUGCCUUUCUUUUGCUACGCGCAUAGCUGCCAGCUCACACGGGGCCGACCCCAGCCCGCUUUCCAAAGUUUUUAUAAUGAAGAAAGAAAUGGACUAUUCCCAAGGCUCUUUGCACGUCUACGCCGCAGACGGCACCAUUGUCUACCGUUUCCUCAGGACCAUACAAGACCCUAUCACAGGCUUCACUACAGUUUUCCUCGAGAGUUCACCUUCGAAAGCAUUCUUCGUAUACUUACAAUCGCCCAACAGUCUCUGUGGUCACAAAACAAACUACACCCAGUUAGAUGCCCCCGGAGCACGAAAAAUGCAGUUUACCAUUGAACCUAACAAUUUUCGCAAAGAUAAGUGGUCUUUUAGUUAUGUCGAUGGCACGGGAACGCAGCAAAACUUCAAGUUCGACAGAAACUACGCGAGCCAAGAGGGUGAAAUUCGCCACCAGAUCAAUGGUCAAGACGGCAACCUGGUAGCUGAGCUCAGGAAUCAAAAGCGGACGGAUUCCUGGCUGACUUCUAGUUCAGUAGGCGAGGUCGAUACCUACACCCUUUCUUGCACGGCCGAUUCUCCUCAGGUUGAACUGAUCCUCUUGAUGGGCCUGGUAAUCAGUCGAGUCCACGAUUGUGGAAGUUGAUGCACAUGGUACAUUCGAAUUGAUUUUAUAGCUACCUCUUCUCUUUUCCUCAAACCUCGAGUAGCUUUCCCCUUUCUAGUGCUGUUGGAUGUUUAUUGUGUCGAGCUUUCAUUUCUUUCACUUUUAACUUAACUUUCACAUUGACCAUGGAGAACAAAUUUCCUAUUGUCCGAAGCAAAGGAAUCGGGUUACAUACCAAUUAAAUUACACUUUCAGCAAAAUAAUUAGCUGGAUGGAUUGAUCUUCCG